Messenger RNA from Equus caballus (horse), 1454 nucleotides. RefSeq names its product RAB3A, member RAS oncogene family (gene RAB3A). Gene Ontology annotation, cellular component: axon; synaptic vesicle; endosome. The record is from RefSeq and is a predicted model, not a curated record. Gene Ontology annotation, molecular function: GTP binding; GTPase activity; myosin V binding. Gene Ontology annotation, biological process: regulation of exocytosis; maintenance of presynaptic active zone structure; protein secretion. NCBI's taxonomy places the organism in Eukaryota, Metazoa, Chordata, Mammalia, Perissodactyla, Equidae.
CCCCGCCCCGCUCUUUGCAGGACGUCACCGCUGACUGCAGGGGCCUCAGCCGCUGCCGCCGCCGCGCAGCCCUACAUCGGCGCCCCGGGCCCCGUCACCGCUGCUGCCAAAAAGUCGCCACCUCAUCGCUACAGGGCAAGAUGGCGUCUGCCACAGACUCGCGCUAUGGGCAGAAGGAGUCCUCGGACCAGAACUUCGACUACAUGUUCAAAAUCCUCAUCAUCGGCAACAGCAGCGUGGGCAAGACGUCCUUCCUCUUCCGCUACGCAGACGACUCCUUCACCCCCGCCUUCGUCAGCACUGUGGGCAUCGACUUCAAGGUCAAGACCAUCUACCGCAACGACAAGAGGAUCAAGCUGCAGAUCUGGGACACAGCAGGGCAAGAGCGGUACCGGACCAUCACCACAGCCUACUACCGGGGAGCCAUGGGCUUCAUCCUCAUGUACGACAUCACCAACGAGGAGUCCUUUAACGCCGUGCAGGACUGGUCAACCCAGAUCAAGACCUACUCGUGGGACAAUGCCCAGGUGCUGCUGGUGGGGAACAAGUGCGACAUGGAGGACGAGCGGGUGGUAUCAUCAGAACGUGGCCGGCAGCUGGCUGACCACCUGGGGUUCGAGUUCUUUGAGGCAAGUGCUAAGGACAACAUUAAUGUCAAGCAGACCUUUGAGCGCCUGGUGGACGUCAUCUGUGAGAAGAUGUCCGAGUCGUUGGACACGGCUGACCCCGCAGUCACGGGCGCCAAGCAGGGCCCCCAGCUCACGGACCAGCAGGCGCCCCCGCACCAGGACUGCGCCUGCUGAGAGCUGCCCCUCCCUCUGGCCUGACCCCGCCCCCACCGACAGCGGGCGCGAGACCCCUACCCCGACUAGCCCGUCACCUUAUUUAUUAUCGUAGCUAUUUAUUUAUUUAUUGGAGAUGUCCCCCAGGGGCUCGGCGCCCCACCCACCCACGCCCCGCCCUGUACAUACAGCCCUGUCCCCACUCUGCCGUGGCGUGUCGUGGCCCCGUGAACUCACUGCUCACCCUCCUCUCGACACCCCACCUUUUUUUUAAUUCACCCCCAUCAACAGUUACCGGUUUUGAAGGGGGGGUUCAGAUGACACCCCAGGGCAGGCUGAUUGGGCUGAUUGGGCGAUGGGAGGUGACCAGGCCUGCCAGCCCCUUGGCGGUGACAGAUAGGCGGAGGCCACUGUGGCUCUCAGCAUGGACCAUGGGGUGGGUCAGAGCUGGGCAAUGGCCCUCCUGGCUCCUGGUCCCCACAGUUUUACCCUUUUUUUGGACGGGGGCGCUGCUGUGGGUACUCACCACCCUGGGACCCCCCCCCCCCAGACCUGUUCUGAUGUCAUGAGUGUGAAACGUGACCCCCAGUCCCCCAGGAGAUGUCAUGACAACACUACACACACCCAAUAAAGCGAAUGGACAGCGCUGCACCCCAGUGCUGGCUUCCGUCA